ACGGCCAGCCCGUGGCAUUUCCUGCUUUGCUCUCAGCUCCUAACUUUCGUUUUCUCUGCCUGGGUCACGCUGUUUCCUGGCAUAGGAGGAGAAAGGCACAGCAUAAAAAUCCAGGCUAGACCCAGGCUGCAGCAGAGCUGUGUCAGCCCCCAGCAGCUCAAACCAGAACAUCGCUGACCUGCAUCUGCACAGCGCAAAGGCCUUUCCUGCUCCUCGCAGCACCCCGCCAGCGAGCAGGUCCCGUGUGCCGUCAGCAAUGGCCUCUGCAAUCCAGAUGCCGGCACCUGUCUGCCUCAUUGAGAACAGCCCAAGGAAGGGGCUGGUGGUCCAGCAGGAGGCCCUGCAGGUGCUGUCAGAGAUCUCCCAGCCGGUGGUGGUGGUGGGCAUCGCUGGGCUGUACCGCACCGGCAAGUCCUACCUCAUGAACAGGCUGGCUGGGCAGAGGAAAGGUUUCUCCAUGGGCUCUAGUGUGCAGGCCCACACCAAAGGGAUCUGGAUGUGGUGUGUCCCUCACCCCUGCCGGCCUGGACACACUCUGGUGCUGCUGGACAGUGAAGGUCUGGGCGACGUGAAGAAGGGCGACACCAAGAAUGACACGUGGAUCUUUGUGCUGACCGUCCUGCUCUCCAGCACCCUGAUCUACAACAGCAAAGGCUCCAUUGACCAGCAGGCCCUGGAGCAGCUGUACUAUGUGAUGAGGCUGACUGAGCGUAUCAAGGUGAAAGCAGCACCCGAGGAGAGUGAAGAUGGCCUGGAGGAGGCAGGACAAUUAGUCCCCUUCUUCCCGACUUUUGUCUGGGCUGUGCGGGAUUUCACCCUGCAGCUGGAGAAGGACGGGAAGGAGAUCUCUGAGGAUGAAUACUUGGAGGAUGCGCUGGAGUUAGAGCCUGGUGACAGCCCGGAGACACAACGCUGCAACCAGCCCCGGGAAUGCAUCCUCCGGUCCUUUCCGCAUCGCAAGUGCUUUAUUUUUGACCAGCCAGCCAGCAGGAGUGAGCUGGUGCGCUUGGAGGAACUUCAGGAUGAUGAGCUGAAUCAAGACUUCCAGCAACAGGUGGAGAAAUUCUGCAGGCACAUCUGGGAAAAGUCUCCACCUAAGAGCAUCCCUCAUGGGCGCAUCCUGACAGGGAACCUGCUGGGGAAGCUGGCAGAGACCUACGUGGAGGCCAUCGAGAGCGGAUCAGUGCCGUGCCUGGAGAGUGCAGUGCUGGCCCUGGCAGAGAUGGAGAAUGCAGCGGCGGUGAAAGAGGCUGUGACAUUGUACCAGAAUCUGAUGAAGCAGCGGGCAAAGCUGCCGACAGAGACUGUUGAGGAAUUGCUGGAGUUGCACAGGCAGUGUGAUCAGGAGGCUCUGGAGCUGUUCCACAAACGGGCAUUUGAGGAGGGCAUGUGCCAUUUCCAGGCAGAGCUCACGCGCCAGGUGGAGGAAGUCAAGGAGAAGUUCUGCAGAGGCAAUGAGGAGGCAUCCCGUGCCAAGUGCGAGGAUGCUCUCAGGGAGCUCUUCCAAGACAUGAAGAGAUGCCUCAGUGAUGGUGUCUACAGUGUUGCAGGAGGGUCAGAGCUGUUCCAAAGAGACCUGCAGGUACUGGUGAAGAACUACCAGGAAGUGCCUGGCAAGGGAGUGAAGGCUGCUGCUGUCUUGGAGAAGUUCUUCAAGGAGAUCAAGUCUCUGGCCGAUGUUAUCCUCAUCGUAGACCAGUCCCUGAAAGAGAAGGAAGAGGAGCUGAAACGUCAGAAGGAGGAUCAUGAGAGAGCUGAGCAGGAAUGGAAGAAGAAGAUGAAGAUUCACAUUGCUGUAUCAAUAGGGAUCAGCGUUCUAUCUAUCGCAGUUCCCCCUGUGAGAGCACUGAAGUUUUUUAGAUUACCUCUCUAAUCACAGAGUGCGUAGGGUCCCCAGGUACAAUCGCACUGAAUUUUGAAAGCCUUUCUUGCAAGACGCUUGCUGUGAAGUGUGGAAGUGACCUCCACUUUCAUGUGUACUGCACUGUCUCAUGCUUUCUUGCACGCCUCCUCCAGAAAAUUGUUCAUACCCACCUUGUUUAGCUGCCGGUGACCAGGGCCUGCCCAACAUCAAGAACUUCUCUCUUCUCACCCUGCAGCAAGACAGCUGGGGGUGGGCAAGAUGUUGGGAGGGGACGCAGCUGGGGCAGGUGACCCCAGCUGACCAAAGGGAUGUCCCAGACCAUAGGACACUGUACUCAAGGAAUGGAAGCUAGGGAAACAGGGAGGAAGGGAGGAUGUUUGGAGUUGUGGCAUUUGCUUUUCCAAGCCACCGUUACAUGUGGUGGAGCCUUGCUUCCCUGGGGGUGGCUGAACAUCUGCCAGCCCAGAGGAAGUAGUGAAAGAAUCCCUUCUUUGGCUUUGUUUGCACACGCGGCUUUUGGUUUACCUAUUAAAAUGUCCCUAUCUUGA
Messenger RNA from Cuculus canorus (common cuckoo), 2412 nucleotides. RefSeq names its product guanylate-binding protein 1-like. The transcript is spliced from 11 exons. The record is from RefSeq and is a predicted model, not a curated record. Bases 257 to 1873 code for a protein of 538 amino acids. Gene Ontology annotation, molecular function: GTPase activity; GTP binding. Lineage: Eukaryota; Metazoa; Chordata; Aves; Cuculiformes; Cuculidae.